This is a messenger RNA of Drosophila eugracilis, 2866 nucleotides long. RefSeq names its product zwei Ig domain protein zig-8 (gene dpr1). The record is from RefSeq and is a predicted model, not a curated record. Gene Ontology annotation, cellular component: neuron projection membrane. The coding region runs from base 1 to 1089 and encodes 362 amino acids. Lineage: Eukaryota; Metazoa; Arthropoda; Insecta; Diptera; Drosophilidae. The transcript is spliced from 7 exons. Gene Ontology annotation, biological process: synapse organization.
AUGCCGCUGCGUUCGCACCAUUCCACUGACCUCCAUACCUCUCUCUCUCUCUUUUUUUUAUAUAUAAUUCUAGGCUAUAGCGCAGCAAUGGCGCCCACGCCGCCCACAACGACGACAACAACAAUCUCGCCCUCGAAUCUGCUGCCCUACUUCGACUUUGAUGUGCCGCGCAACUUGACCGUAACCGUCGGCCAGACCGGCUUCCUUCACUGCCGCGUGGAGCGACUCGGCGAUAAGGAUGUCUCCUGGAUACGCAAACGUGAUCUGCAUAUCCUCACCGCCGGCGGCACCACCUACACAUCCGAUCAGCGUUUUCAGGUUCUGCGACCCGAUGGCUCCGCCAAUUGGACACUGCAAAUCAAGUAUCCACAGCCACGUGACUCUGGUGUCUACGAGUGCCAAAUCAACACGGAGCCGAAGAUGUCCCUGUCGUACACUUUCAACGUUGUCGAACUCAAAGCGGAAAUCUUCGGGCCCAGCGAUCUGAUGGUGAAAACUGGCAGCGACAUUAACCUAACAUGUAAAAUUAUGCAGGGACCCCACGAGUUGGGCAACAUAUUCUGGUACAAAGGCAGCGAAAUGCUCGAUGGGAAGAACGAGAACGAAAUCGACAGCUCCAUGGCCCGGAUUCGCGUCGAGGAUGAUUGGACUGACGGCCUGACUUCGAGAUUAAAAAUCAAGCGCGCCAUGCCCGGCGAUACUGGCAACUACACCUGUGUGCCCACGGUGGCAAAAACCUCGAGCGUCUAUGUGCACGUAAUUAUUGGCGAACAUCCGGCGGCCAUGCAACACAAUUCGAGCAGCAACAGCAACAGCUUCUACUGCGGCAUCUGCUGCAUGCUGCUGAGCAUUGUGUCCUGCUGCCUGCAGCACUUCUACGAGGCUGGGUGUGGAUAUAUCCAUGCUGCGGCAGCGGUGGCAAAAACGGCGGGACUGCGGCCCCCGAAGCGAACAUCGCUAACGACCAGAGAAACAGGAGUAAAUGCAACAGCAGCAGCAGCAACAACAGCAACUGCAGCUGCAACAUCUACAUCAGCAACGUGCAACAUGUUGAGUGAACGCCCAGCGGCAAUUCGGUGUCUGAGAUGAAGGAAUAAUCAACACGCACUGGAACACUAAAAAGGCAAAAGCACACACACACACCCGCACACUAUACACUCACACACACCCACACAUACACAUAUUCAAGGUGAUUUAAGUUUUCUAUGUAUCGCAUGGGGGGUUCAAAAAUAAGUAUUUACUAAUUUGUAAGAUGAAUGCACUUAGUGGAAAGCAAACAUAUUAUCUGAUAAGCAAAGCAGUAAUUAACAAAGUCAAGAGUGGAUGUGUAAGCCCUUUAAAACAGCCCAAUGAAAACUCAUGCAUUUUCGUGGAAAAUUAUAAUCUAGUUAAAUGUUUUCAGGGUAGUCUGCAAGUAAGAGAUAUAAUACUUUAUUAUUUCUAUAAAUUUGAUAUCGAAAUAGGUGUUUAGUUUGUUAACUCUCCACACCACAUAAAGAUAACAUCACCUCUUUGAUUCUCAAACUGAAUUCUGGACUGCCUAAUAUCGACUAUAUAGAUUCAUGGAAAACUAAUCUCCUCACAAUGGCACGCCACAUCCAUAGCAAAGACUUCCACACCCCCUUCAUUAUGAAAUAAGACUUACUAGCUAUAAACAGCCCGAAUCACAACCAGAAAGAGAGUUCUUUGGAAUCACAAUAAACCCACUUCUAUGCAAUCUCUAACUGCCAACGAACUAGCACUCCAGUAGCCCAUUGCAUCAAGUUGUUGGAUUGAAAUUUGCUGUAAAUAAUUGCCAUUCAAGAGAGAGAAAUUUAUUGAAGAGUACUCAAGAGUUCGAACUAUUUGCAAACCCAGCCGAUUAAGAACAAAAGAUGGUUUUGUGUUCGAGUAGGGCUCCGGUUGCUUUGCACAUUUAUCAGUUCUAGUUCUAGUCAUUAGCUAUGGUUAAGUACGAUUAUGGAUGUAUGUAUAGCCGAUAAGUGGAUAAAUUACGAGGGCGGUUACUGGAUUUCAUCUGUCAGCACUUGAAAACUUUUGGGAUGAACUUGUUUUGUGUCUGACCCAAUUGUGGGCGAAGCUCGUUUAAUUGUAUAUAAUUAGUUUUUGGCUAGAAACAAAAAAAAAAAAAGAGAGAAUCGAAAAACAAAAAUGGGGGGGCAAUUUAUAAUUGUGCUUAUCGAUAUAAUUGAUACGAAUGCAAUGCGAAUGUGCAGGCACUGUAAAUAAAUUCAUUAGUAGACGAAAUUGUAAUUUUAAUUAACUCUUAAACGAUAUAAACAGAUAAAGCAGAUAAAACCGAUAAAUUCGAUUCGAAAUGCGAAAUGCGAAAGUUGCGAACCACCCCAGUUGGUAAGCCGCACACACUGAGGCAAAAUUGGCAUAGCUCACCCGCAAUGAAACUGAAUUAACUAAACAAAAACAACAACAAGAACACUAAACUAAACACCCUUUAAAAUAAUAGUAAAAGCUAGUUAAAUUUAAUAUGACCCAGAGCCCGCAUCUUGUAAAUAGAGUGAAUGGAUUAUUGCAUUAAUCAGGGCAAGCGAUUAACUAAGCUAAGUCCGUUGAGUGUCAAGUAUAAGAGUCGGAUCCAGAUUAAUAACAAGAAAUAACAAUAACGAAACCCUAGCGAAUACAUUAUGUACGAGUGUAUGUCAAUAUGUCACAGCAAAUGCAGCUAAAAGUAUAUACAUACAUAUAUAAACCAGGUACUCUCAAAUCAUUUAUAUGUGUGCGUAUCCUUAGGUACCCCACACAUGCAUAUACACACAGAUAGGAUUGUUUAAAGGCGACAUCUAACACACACACACACGGACACUGCAGGCGAGAGUUUUGUGAAAUGAAACGAAAUCGAUUCAAUAAA